Hippoglossus stenolepis (Pacific halibut) is the source of this 1500-nucleotide messenger RNA. RefSeq names its product rho GTPase-activating protein 11A-like. The transcript has 8 exons. The record is from RefSeq and is a predicted model, not a curated record. Gene Ontology annotation, biological process: signal transduction. Lineage: Eukaryota; Metazoa; Chordata; Actinopteri; Pleuronectiformes; Pleuronectidae. Bases 92 to 1288 code for a protein of 398 amino acids.
UGUCUCAGGUGAAAUGGAUGAGCAUGAUGAAGCCUCCCCCCCACUCAUCAGUGAACAGAUCUCAGUGAGAGGCUGUUAAACUGAGUUGUUCAUGGCUUCUCUCAGAUCUGCUGAAGUCAUGACAGUCACAGACGGUAACGUGAUUCGUUUCCACCUCCAGGUUCUUCACGGCAUCACAGUGAAGAGCUUGGAGAAGAGGAAGGAGAGGCUCUUCAUCGGAGGGGUGAAGAUCUUCGGUGUUCCUCUGGAGAACUUACCCAGGACAUACAUGCCUGAGUUUGGACUCGUGCCCUGUUUUCUGGUGGAUGCUUGCUCGUUUCUCCUGGAGCGUGCUGGGACUGUGGGCCUGUUCAGGAAACCAGGCUCUCUUCCUCGCAUCAAGACCCUCAGGGCCAAGCUGAACAGAGCGGAGGACUGUGUGCCCACCGCCCUCCCCUACGACGUGGCCACGCUCAUCAAGCAGUUCUGCAGGGAGCUGCCAGAGCCUCUGUUCCCCCCCGAGCUCCACGCCGCUCUGCUCAAGGCCCAGUCGCUGUCCGACGUGCAGGACAGGACGUCCGCCCUCCAGCUGCUGUCCUGUCUGCUCCCUGCCAGAAACUCCUCCUGUCUGCAUUACCUCCUCAACUUCCUCUCGGGAGUCUCCCAGAGAUGCACUGAGAACCUGAUGACCAGCUCCAACAUCGCCACAGUCUUUGUCCCGUGUCUUCUACCCCCUCCCAACAAGACGGAGAUGUCUGAAAGUCGACUGGAGCUGCGAGUUCUCGUCCUGCGCACCUUCAUUGAAAAUCCUCACUUAUUCGCUGUGAUUCCUAAGGCUGUAAUGGACAGUAUGGAAUUCCUGAAUAAUUUCCAUAUUCCAAAACAUGCUCAUCCAAAGAAAGGACAAAGAAAGAUACAUAGUUUCAAAGUGAUUCGGCCUGUGAAGACGGUGCCCUGGAUUCAGGGGGGGUCAAAGGUCACGGCUGCUGUCUCUGAGCAGAGCCAAGAGUCAACACCAGGGGGCAGACAUACGCUCAGGAGAAGCCUCGGUCUGGAGACUUUCCCCAACGUCCUGCUGUUCAGGACGUGUUUGCCCUGCAAAGAACAAAGUUUCACACCAGCAACCGAUGUUUCCAGUUCCGUGAGCAACGAGGCCUGUAAGAUGCCGCAGGAGAGACGAAGAAGCGACCUGCGUCUCGGUCCCUUCUCCUGCAGGUUGACCAGAGGCCUGGACGCACGCAGCCUGCCUGUGCUCACCGGCGUGGGGAAGCUGCAGCUCGCACCCUGGAGACGACGCUCUUCACUCUGACGUGUAACAAGUAUCAAGAAGCAGCCAUGUUGGUUCUAUCUAUGAGGGACCAGCUUUUAUUCAGAGGGUCCCGAUCCCUUAAGUUGUAUUUUGAUAUUUUACGUUUUAAUUCAUUUGUGUAUCCGGCUAUUUAUUUCACAACAGAACCUUUUUGUGUGGAUAAAGAUUUUCCAUAUUGUUAUAUCAAGAAGUGAAUAAAUAUUUAAGUUUUU